Spizellomyces punctatus DAOM BR117 is the source of this 4782-nucleotide messenger RNA. RefSeq lists its product as uncharacterized. Gene Ontology annotation, molecular function: protein binding. NCBI's taxonomy places the organism in Eukaryota, Fungi, Chytridiomycota, Chytridiomycetes, Spizellomycetales, Spizellomycetaceae. The record is from RefSeq and is a predicted model, not a curated record. The coding region runs from base 207 to 4682 and encodes 1491 amino acids. The transcript has 6 exons.
UGAAACCUUUUAAACAAACUAGAUAUUACGUGAUGUCUCCAUCCAAUAUUCUUUAUCUUUUUACAGUGGAACACUUUGACACCUCCAGUGAUAUCUCGCUCGUCACUUUAAGGUGGGCGCAGGGAGAAGACAAGACAAACACCGCCAACUGGCGGUCGCUUCUUCGACCUAGCUGGUCCAUGUAUUGCAUUUAGGAAGGCUUGGAAAUGAAUUUAGCAAUUGCAGCCUUUCAAAAUGAUGUGGACACUGCGCGAGCUUGCCUGGUGGCAGGGUGGAUGCCCAACGGCGUUGUUCGAUGGGAUGCCCUCAAAGGAACAUGGAUUCCACCAACCGAUGUCAGCGACAUGUCUCCAUUCCUUGCACGCGAUCUGCCGGACGGGAAACACGUCUAUGAUGCACUACCGCUCAAUCUGGCCGUGAUCGCUGGCAAUGUGGAAAUUGUCAAAAUACUACUGGAAGCUGGUGCACAACCUCAGGGCAAAGAUGGGCGAAGCAGGUCAGCUUUGGCAUGCGCCAUAUAUGGGUCGAUCGACACUCUUGAGAUAACUGCCCAAAACUUCAAAUCCGUCACGCAAUGCCGCACAGAACACAUUACCAUAGCUCAGUUGAUUCUACGGCAUUUGGCAUCUGAGAGUAACUCAAAGGAGAUUUUUGAUCAAGUUGUUAAUCAGCCUCAAGAGGGACCACUUUUGCGUGGAAUAACGUUACUGUGUCUUGCUGCGUACCUCGGAAAGUCUGAGCAAGUGAGAGUUCUAUUGGAGGAAGGUGCCGCUGUUAAUGCCAGAGAUAAGAAUGGAGCGACAGCGCUGAUGUAUGCUGCUCGUGAUGGCCACAUGGACGUCGUAAGACAUCUUUUAGCAUUCGAUGCAAACACAGAAUUAGAAGAUGCAAAUGGAUGGACAGCGAUACGGUAUUCUCGCGCGUAUCCAGAGAUAACAAGAUGCCUUGAAGAUGCUCGUUCUCGGCGCAUGGAUGCUACUAGCGUACUUCCCAAACCACUUUUGGCAGAUCUCAAUGCAAAAUACCCAAACUUGCCUUCAUCGCUGUUGUCCUAUCAUGCCUUACGGAAGCCCGCGGACGGCUCCACCAGCGGCUCCAACACCCCAUAUCAAAUGACGCCAGGCGCAUCACCACAAUUUCCGCCCAAUCACUAUAAUCUCGUCGCUGCCAUCAAGCAGCAAGACUUGCAUGCCUUGCAACUGGUGCUCCAAACUUGCUCUGAGGAUCAGAUCAAUCAGGUAGACCCAACUACGGGGUUAACACCGCUCCAAUAUGCCGUGCGUUCACGUCCAUUCAAACAUCCGGAAAGCGAAACGAUCGUGCGUAUCCUCGUUGCUAUUGGGGGUGAAGUGAACACCGCCAACCAGCGAAGUGGAAAGACUCCUUUACACUACGUAGUGCGGGAUCCAUAUCCCCACCCCGGCCCCUCGGCUACAAAUGAGACUGGGGCAGAUAAGCUACAGACGCUUGUAGAAUCCGUCCGAGCCAUGGUCCGAUUUCUUGUUUCUUCCGGUGCCAAUGUAGAUGUUCCCGAUUCAGAUGGAAAUAGACCGCUUCAUUUUGCGUGUAAAACCGGUGAUGAAGAACUAGUCAAGAUUCUCCUUCAAGACGGUCAUGCGGAUCCAACUGUGACAAACAAGAGAGGACGACGACCGGUGGAUCUAUGCCGCCGGGGUUCGAUGCGGGAGCUGUUAGCACAGGCUUCUGUAGCACAAAACUCGCACUUAUCGUCUGGUACAAAUGCUUCUACCACAACGUCAUCAGAUAAAUCGCAAAGGCCUGACGACCUACCUCAGAAACAUGUCCAUUUUGCUGUCCCUCCCUCAACAACUACGCCUGCUCCAGUGGAUGACGAGGACAAGAUCACGACUCCAAUGCUUAAAUCAUCCGAUUCUGCUUACAGUAGCAACGAAGGUUUAAAUGCACUGGUAGAUCAACCGCUUAACCGUGAUCAAUCGGGAAUAUCACAAUCGUCGUCCAUGUCAAGUCUACAUCUCAAUGCAGUAGAAGAUGACCGAGACGAAAAACUGACGAUACCACAACUCAACCAGCUCGUGGCGCCAUUAACCGGUGCACAGACUAAUGAAUGCCGGGAAGGCGAAGAACCUGCUUCUAUGCAAAGCAGAGCCACCGCGCAGCAAGCCUUCUUUGAUGUCCUCACCGCCUACGAGGAUCGAAAUUUAAAGCUGGAAGGCAUCAUUCGCGACAUGCAAGCUGAGCAAGACCGCAAGGAUUCGGUAUACCAAGAACAUCUAGUGCAACUUGAGCAUGCUUUAAAUGUGGAAAAAGAAAAGUCCGAACAGGCGGUUUUGGAUAUGAAAAUGUGGAAAAAACAGUGUGCUGAUGCGCAAAAGAAGGAAGCAGAGGCCAGAGAGUCGCAGAACGCUAUGCACCUCGCUUAUGAACGAGCGAUGCGAAUGUCGGCAGACUUGGCUGAAACGGUUGGACAACAGCAGCAGCGGAUUCUGGAGCUGGAAAGUCUCAAAACGGUUCCUUUAGUAAUCGCAACUCCCUUGCCCGGGGAAAGAUUAGAAUCGACGGGAUUGGAUACUCUAGAUAGCAAGACAACAUCAGAGCUUGAUCCACGGCCUAUCCAUGUGCGACUGGCGGAAAUUGAUCUGCAUUUGGACAUUCUGCGUGCCAAUGCCGAAGCGGUAGCAGCCGAUAUCCAAGAAGCAGAAUCAUCCUUGCAGCAAGUCCAUCACAAACGCGAUGCAGCGAUAUUGGAGACUAAUGUAACACAACGAACCAUUCAGACAUGUUUGGGAGAGUUGCAUAAAGAUGAGCAACUACUCGUGGCAGAGUUAUGUCGGUUGCGUCGCGAGCGGAGCGAGAUAGACGAUCAGCUGAAGCGUACUGGCAAGGAGCGCGAUUUGCUCUGGGAAAACGGUGGAAAGGCAGCUGCGGCCGCAGCCGGUACUUCGGAACGUGACCUCAACACGCUGGCAACAACAAUUCGUCCGAUUGAUGAUGCCGGAAACCGAUUGCCGUCGGGACCGGGCACAGGAUUCGUCACUUUGGAAGCUCUGUUAAACCAAUUCCAAUUGGAGAGCUCUGCACCCGUACCAUCAUCGCAGAAACAAAGCCGUCGACGAUCCACUUUGCGGUUAUCAACCAUAUUUGAUGCUCAGGAAGUGGAUGUAGACCUGGAUAGUGCUUUAUUAAGUCGUUUACUGUAUGCCGCUAAACAACGAAUUCACAGCCUGAAAAACUCGUUGGCAUCCUUGCAGACGUCAUAUGGCUCACUGCAGAGGCGAUUGGAUGAGCGCGAGGAUGAUCUGCUUGCAGCCAACCACCGAAUCACCGAGGCUGAGGCAAACGUCCAGAGAGUAAAUAUGGAACGCACGGACAUGGCGGGUGAGAUCCGUGCUGUACGAGCCAGAGAACGCAUCAUAUUGAGUCAAAGAAUGGAAGACGUCAAACUGAUCCGAAAACUUGUUGUCAUUCUCCUUGGAAAACGAUGUGUGUCGGGGGAACGAGUCGGAAUUCACGACAUCAAACCUGAUGAGCACGAAACAGAUGCGACAAUGGGGUUAUUGGGCAGAAUGCAGCGACUGAUCAGCGAGUUGAACCCAUCGAUUACGUCGAGACUACCACCCUACUCCAUGGACUCUGCGUUAUCCGAUGAGGCACUCCGAAUUCAAUGCUCUCCAGCUCCCUCUGAAUCCGGUGACUUUGACGAAGCGACCGAUAUUCAGCGCCGGGCGGAGCGGGCCCUUACCGUCCUUACAUUGGCUAUCGGGCGUUUUAAGGCGUACUUUGGACUAAUUCAGGACGUGCUGACGGAUAUGAAGGUUGAAAACCAAAAGUUUGUAAGGGAGAUUGUUAAUUUAAAGAGGGGAGGUGCUUCGCGGGUCAUAGAUAAUGAGGAAACAAGGAUCCCAAACGCAGUCAGUACCACACAGCCAUCGAUACCAAACGCCGUUAAGCCAUCUCCCCCGCAACCUGCUAGCGCUCCAUCCAAACAUCCCGUUCCCAUACCAGACUCGACGAGAUCGUCGUCGUCAUCGUCGUCUACAAAGUCCUCGCAGUCAACCGUAAUAGGAGUCAAUGCCCCCAAUCCCACACCAUUAACAGCAACACCCGCCGUUGAGAAAAUCCUUCAAUCUCUUCAGCGAUCCAAGUCCGAGUUGGCGGCACUAGAAAAGACUGCCGCAAGCACUCCGGCAGCAGUCGAUAAAAGGGUCAUGGAUGGAAAGAGAAGAGAAUACAUGGAGAUGGUCAAAUGUCUGAUGAGAGCCAUGCGGGAUGAUGGUGACAAAGUGGUGCUGGAACCGACUCUAUCAGAGACGUCUCAGUCGCCGUCUUUGGCAUCAUCAGCACCACCACCAUCUUCACGACCUCCCACACCCACUCUUGAAUCAUCUCUAUCUGACCAAUCUCCUUCCUUGGCAUCAGCUCCAGCACCUUCACGACCUCCCACGCCCACUCCUGAACCGUCUCCGACACCUAAAACCCGUGGCACACCAGUGCGUGAUGUACGCAAGCAUCCAUCCCGAAGGGUAGCGAUGGCCCAGAGUCGGAGCAAUGCCAAUGUGCUGCCAACAUUGUAUGAGGAAGGGGAGGAAGAUGGAGAGUCUGGAGGGGCUGUAAAGGAAAAAAGUGGGUCUUUAUUGGACAGAUUGAAAAAGGUGAAUUAUCAUGUGUUAGAUCUUAAAAAUGCCAUGCGAAGAGAUACGUAAAAUCGUUUUGUAGCGUUGACGUCUGCAGCCGUGAAGAGUGCAUUUGCUGCGCUGUUUUUUAAUUCAAAACAAGGCCCACUCCGCCGUCAUCGUCGUUGAG